This is a messenger RNA of Pararge aegeria (speckled wood butterfly), 2383 nucleotides long. It is a transcript of the gene Ccm3, whose product is annotated as programmed cell death protein 10. Bases 206 to 835 code for a protein of 209 amino acids. The transcript has 5 exons. Gene Ontology annotation, cellular component: Golgi apparatus; FAR/SIP/STRIPAK complex. Gene Ontology annotation, molecular function: protein kinase binding. Lineage: Eukaryota; Metazoa; Arthropoda; Insecta; Lepidoptera; Nymphalidae. The record is from RefSeq and is a predicted model, not a curated record. Gene Ontology annotation, biological process: regulation of Golgi organization; positive regulation of MAP kinase activity.
GGAGACUGGAUAAAGUUGUCAAAAUUUAUCCAAGGCUCCUAUAGUAGUGUUACAUUUUUGGUUUUGUAAUAAUUAUAUACCUAUAUAGAUUUCCUUGGGAACCUAUGUGGGGAACGUAAAAGUUUAUUUUAAUUCGUGAAUCUAUUUCUCUUUCGCUUCGUCGUUGAUUAUUUGUGUUAUUUCGUUGUAACAUUAAUUAGUCAGAAUGACAAUGGGUGAUGAAUUGCCUGUCACAUCUUUGGUUUUGCCUGUUCUUAUACGUCCUGUACUAUCUCAGUUAGAAAAAUAUGAUUUGGGAGCUUCGCAAACUUUACGGGCUGCCCUUACCAAAGCUGAAGCUGCUGUGCCAGGACUAAAUUAUGAUUUAGUGGCUGGCAUCAUGAGAAGAGCCGAAAUUCCUGUUAACAUGAAUGAAAGUCUGCUCCGACUUCAAGGAACACUGACUGAGGCAGAAUGUGUGGAUCUAAGAUUGAACAGAUCUGAAGAAGCUUUUCAAGAAUUAAAUAAGAAAUCAUCUGCAUUGAAAAAAAUUCUAAGCAGAAUUCCUGAUGAAAUUACUGACAGAAAGACAUUCCUGGAGACUAUCAAGGAAAUAGCAUCAGCUAUAAAAAAAUUAUUGGAUGCAGUCAAUGAAGUGUCAACCUACACUCCUGGCACUGGAAAGCAAGCUCUGGAGCAAAGGAAAAGAGAAUUUGUCAAAUAUUCAAAAAGGUUUUCUAACACACUUAAGGAGUACUUCAAAGAGGGGCAAGCCAAUGCUGUAUUUGUGAGUGCACUCUACUUGAUUUACCAAACCAACCAAAUUUUAUUUACUGUAAAAAAUAAAUCGGAAUAAGUAUUAAUUUCGAUGUUCCAUUAGAUAAAUAUGUAUAUUGUUUUAAUAUAGCUGUAAAAGAUUUUUAUUGUUAAUACUACUUACUGAUUAUAUAGAGCUAUACUUCUAGAAUAAAAAAUGGUAAUUUUAACGUGUACCCUUACAUCUUUUUUUUCUGAUUUUUCAAAAAUGUAAAUAACCUUUCAUUACUUUUUAGUGUACAACAUGUUUUAUAUUAAUAAAAAAACUUGGGUGUCAGAUAUAAAAGAGGAAUAUAAAAUAAAGAUUCGAAAACUAAAGUAUGACAGUGGAGAAAUUUAACAUAAAAGAGUCUGUUAUUGUCAAAUCAUGUUAUUUCCUCCAUAUUUCAUUUAAGCGACGUCAUAUAGCCCAUGAUACUUAUGACACCAAAAUGUAGCUAACGAUCUUUAUUAAAAUCGGUUAGCGAGGCGAGAAAAAUGUGUAAGUAUUUCAGUUUUCCGUUCUUGCGGCCGUUUCUCUGGUGGUACUGUGGAUAUUUCAAAGUUAAACGAUACCACCAAGUAAUAGAGUUGUACCACUAGUUAAUAUCACUUUUGGCAUCAACAAUAUUUUUUUGUUUAAUGCAUAUUUUAUGAAUCUACACUUUUGGACUGACUCUAGGAUAUUGCUCAAAUUGAAUUUAUCACAUAACUGCGAACAUUUGGGUCAGAAUCAUUUGGGAAGACGACACCCAAAUUAAUAAAGUGGGCAAAUUAGGGCCUACAAGUGGAACAAAUACUUACAUACAUAGACUGUUAAAUACAUUAGCAAGUCAUAUAUUUUUUAAAUCAUAAAUUAUACUAAAAAGUAACGAAAUGAUUUGCUUUUUUACUUGAGAAAAAAUAGGCUAUACUUACUUGUUUUUGGUGAUGGAAAUAUACCUCGUACGUAAGUGCGUAAAAGAUAACGUUUAAUAUGAUAUUGUAAAGUAUAGAUUAUUUAUUUUUUCAGCUUAUAAUAAAAUUGAAUGGAAAUAAACAAAUCCACGAUUCGUUUGCUUUACCGUCGAACUAACUUGAACUUCUGAACUGAUUCUAGUAAUAAAAUUUUAAGUAUUUUUUUGUUAAUAAAGUAAAUUAAGUAAUUCUAAGAGUUAAGAAUAUAAAAAAAUCCAGUGUCCAUAAACUGGUUUCAUAUACAGAUUAACAUUGACCAGAAUUGUAGGAAAUGCAUGUAUCGUUUAUUACAUGUAAACAGAGGUCUAUCUAUUUUUUCGGGGUAUAAUCUAUUCAAUACAAUUGCUGGAAAUUUGCACUUAUAACACAAUUGUCAAAAUUUUAAAGCAGAUCACUUGCUGUAGUGAUCUGCUUUAAAAUUUUGACGAUUGAAAGUAAGAAUAAUAGCUCAGUCUACCUACAAAUAUUUAUUUACGAAUUAAUUAAGAAAAAUCUAUGAUAAGAACUAACAUUUGUAACGGCGAAAUAUUGUGUUACCCAAUUUACGGUAUGGGCUUGGUUGUAUUUGUAUUUAAUAUAUAACAUUGUUUUAAAUUUAGAUUUAUUAAUGGCACGUUAUUUUUGAUUUGAAAGCAAACAUUAAACUUUUUAU